AUGAAAGCCCUCUAUUGGAAUAUUAGAGGGAUAAAGAAGGCUGCCGCAAGGUUAGCUUUGAGGAAUAUUUUAAGGGACAAAAGACCUGAUUUCCUUUGCAUUGCCGAACCUAUGAUUCCCUCUGACGCCUUUCCUACGUUGUUCUUCAACAAGCUGGGUUUCGACCCUGAUUUCAUCCAUAACGAGCGUCUUGGCGGAGUCUCAAAUCUAUGGCUGAUUUGGCGAAGAGGUGUAGCAAAGCCUGUUGUGCUAUCGUCUUCUGAGCAGCAAAUCUCUGUCUCUGUGCAAUGGGCUCAGGAAAUUUUCAUCUUAUCUGUAGUGCAUGCCAAAUGCCUAAGAGCUGCUAGAAGAGAAUUGUGGACCGACUUGGUGGCAACCCAUCCUGGGCUGACUACUCCUUGGAUGAUUUUUGGAGAUUUCAAUGCCACCCUUCUAUCUUCUGAAAAAAGGGGGCCUGGAAUUUUCAACCUGGGAUCAGCGGGAGAUUUUGGCGCAAUGGUGGAUACUUGUUCUCUAAUUCAAGUUCCUUCGCAGGGAAGGAAAUUCACAUGGACUAAUAACAGGAGAAGGGGACAUGUCUCUGCAGUGCUCGAUCGAAGCUUUUGCAAUGAGGCCUGGAUUUCUUAUUUUCAAGAAUGUCACCAAUUUGUCUUGCAGAGAGUGGCGUCUGACCAUACUCCCAUUUUGGUGGUGUCUGAAGGCUCUGAAAGACCAAAAAACUGUCCUUUUCGCUUCCAGAGGUUCUGGGCAGACCAUGAGGGUUAUCUAAAUGCAGUUAAGUCCUCCUGGGUGAAUGACAUUCCUGGAUCGCCAAUGAUGGUUAUGGCUCAAAAAUUAAAAAGAUUGAAGGUCUUCCUGCGCUCCUGGGCAAAAGAAAAUUUUCCAAAUUUUAAUUUGGAGAUGAUGGAGGCAAAAAAAUGCAUGGAGGAGAUCCAGACUGAAAUUGACAGAGAUGGGAUAAAUGACUCAAUUUAUGCCAAAGAAGCUGAUGCAAAGACCAGAUAUCUGAAGGCACUGCAAAAUUAUGAGAAAUUAUGGGCUGAAAAAUCUCGUUCUAGAUGGAGGAAUCAAGGAGACAGAUGCUCAAAAUUUUUUCACAUCUCAGUGAAGAUUCGGCGAAUGAAGAACUCCAUUAAAUCUCUGAAGAUGGUUGAUGGGACCCUGAUCUCUGAUAGAGAGCAGAUCAAGGAAUAUGUUGCGGGCUAUUAUGAGCAUUUUCACAAAGGUACUCCCCUUACCAAUCACAUGGAUUUAUUGCAAUGCAUUCCUAAUGUAUUGGAAGAAUGGGAUAGAGGUCGAUUAGAUGGUAUUCCCUCUGACUCUGAGAUUAAGAAUGCGGUGUGGGAUCUUGAUCCAGAUAGUGCUCCUGGUCCAGAUGGAUUUCCUGGAGCUUUUUAUAAAUCAUGUUGGGACAUCAUAUCUUCAGAUUUGUGCAAUGCUAUCAGAUGGUUUUUCAGAACUGGGUUCAUGCCUUACGGCAUUAAUAAUAAUUUCCUGGUUUUGAUUCCUAAAAUUGAAGGAGCACUAUCCCUUGACAAAUUCACGCCAUUGUGCAUGGGAAAUUUUUUAUGCAAAAUAAUAUCAAAGAUUCUGGCUAUGCGAUUAUCGUGUGUUCUUCCAAAAAUUAUCUCUGAGGAGCAAGGGGCCUUCCAGAAAGGGAAGAUCAUUCAUUCCAACAUAUCACUUGCCUCGGAGCUGGUUCUGAGGAGAUUUGGAUUUUCUGAAAAAUGGAUCUCUUGGAUCCAUCAGAUCCUUGUUUCUGCCAGAAUCUCAGUUCUGUUUAAUGGUGGCCCUGUUGGAUUCUUUGGUGUGGAGAAGGGUCUGAGACAAGGAGAUCCAAUCUCGCCUAUGCUGUUUAUCAUUGCUGAAGAGGUUCUUUGUAGAGGCUUAUCUGAGCUCCUAGCCAAUAACAGCAUUAAAGCUCUAUCGGGUCCGCGUGGGGCGAUUAUCCCUACACAUAUUCUUUUUGCUGAUGAUGUUUUUAUCUUUUCAAAUGCUUCCAUCAGGAAGCAAGCCAUUGCAGAAGAGCUUGGUAUCUCCAUUUGUAACUUCCCCACCCGCUAUUUGGGGGUCGAGAUCUUUAAGGGAAGGCUGAAAAAGGAGUCGCUUAUCCCCAUUCUGGAUAAAGUCAAAGGGCGUCUAGCAGGAUGGAAAGGGAAGAUUUUGUCCAUGGCUGGACGAGUGGAAUUGGUCCGCUCAGUGAUCUUGGGAAUGAUGAACCAUAGUUCAGCUUCAGAUGGGAUCUUUGUUGCAGGCCUAAGGAUGAAGGUGGUUUGGGACUGA
Macadamia integrifolia is the source of this 2283-nucleotide messenger RNA. RefSeq lists its product as uncharacterized. The record is from RefSeq and is a predicted model, not a curated record. NCBI's taxonomy places the organism in Eukaryota, Viridiplantae, Streptophyta, Magnoliopsida, Proteales, Proteaceae. The coding region runs from base 1 to 2283 and encodes 760 amino acids. Gene Ontology annotation, molecular function: catalytic activity. The transcript has 4 exons.